Molecule: messenger RNA, 5406 nt
Organism: Emericellopsis cladophorae
Lineage: Eukaryota; Fungi; Ascomycota; Sordariomycetes; Hypocreales; Bionectriaceae
Product: Hybrid signal transduction protein dokA
Exons: 14
Coding region: 1-5406 (1801 amino acids)
Biological process (GO): protein autophosphorylation; phosphorelay signal transduction system; amine metabolic process
Molecular function (GO): protein binding; primary methylamine oxidase activity; histidine phosphotransfer kinase activity
Source: RefSeq, a predicted model, not a curated record
AUGUCCAGCGCGUUGGAGUCCCAGCGUGAGCGCGAGGUCCAGCGCUACCUGCAGAGCUGGCAGGUCGCCCAGGGCUCCUCACCAACCGUCGCCCAGAACAUCAGCAACAUCGGCGCACCGACGGACCAUGCCGACUUCACCCCCAGGGCGAGCUCGGACAAGGCGCUCACGGCCUUUGCCCAGCUGGCCGUCCUGCGCCUCAACGUCAAGCGAGCCAUGGUGAGCCUCAUCGACCAGACCUCGCAGACCAUCCUCGCCGAGGCCACGCGCAACCUCCGCCUCAGCACCCACGACGCUGCCGGUCCCGACAAGUACAAUGAACUAUGGCUCGGCACCGCUGUCAUUCCGCGCCCCGACGCCGUUUGCGAGCACUGCUUGACCAGCACAUGCACAGGCCGCGACCCCAACGGUCGCUCAUACACAGCGCCCGGCCUCGUCAUAUCAGACUGCCGCCUCGACGAUCGCUUUCACACUCGCCCAUACGUCGUGGCUGAGCCGGGCGUCCGCUUCUUCGCGGGCGUGCCCAUCAUCUCCCGCCACGGACACAAGAUUGGCGCCUACGCCGUGUCCGACGACAAGCCGCGCGAUGGGCUGACGGUGGACGAGGUUCAGUUCAUGCAGGGUAUCGCGCAGGCCGUCAUGGAUCAUCUGGAGUGGGCACGGGAUCGCGUCGACCGCUUCAAGGGCGAGCGCAUUGUGCGUGGACUGGCGGCGUUCAUCGAGACCUCGUACAUACAGGGCGGCGACUCGGGAAAUGGCAGAGAUGGGCAGCCAUCCCGGCCGCCUGAGAUGUCGCAGGCUGGGAGGAGACGCCCCAUGUCGAGGGUGAGUUCCUACCAGCGUGGCGAUGACCUCGUCAACGGGACCACGCCGCCGUCGCAGGAGAAAUAUCAAGCGCCUGCUGCCGCAGCUCCCUUGCUGCCAUCCUCGAGCACGCAGAAAAAGCCACAGCAGAAGUCAGAUGACAUGUCACACAUGCUGCAUCGCGCAUCCGAGCUGCUUCGCACAUCGACCCUGGCCGACGGCGUGGUCCUCUUUGGCGCGACCGCCACCAACGCCAAGCAGUUGAGCCGUGCCCUCCGAUCGGGAGCCCUCCAAUCGACGGGCGGCGACGAUGACGACCUCUCGCUCCCGGUCACGUCGGGUUCGGAAGGUGUGGGCUUCGAAAGCUCCGACUCGGACGCGCUGCCCACAUCACGGCCAUGCAAGCUGCUCGCAUACUCCCUGGCGGACGAGCGUGCUCGCGCUGCCAUCGACCAAGGAUCGGCCUUGUCCGUCGGUACACUCGAAAAGUAUUUUACCCUCUUCCCCAAGGGCAAGGCUUUCUCCUUCACAGCCGAAGGCGCAGGCGUGUCGUCGGAAGACGACAGCGCGAGCGACAGAGAACCCCAGAUUCACAACAUGCGUCGCAAGGUGCGGAUGGACCACAAGGAGCUCCUCAAGAAGAUACCAGGGGCCAAGGCGGUCAUCUUCGUGCCUCUCUACGACUACACGGAAGAUCGACUCGCAGGUGGCUGCUUCCUGUGGACCUCGGUCAGUGGUCGCCUCAUGAACCUCGACGACGACCUGUCCUAUCUCCGUGCGUUCGCCAACAGCAUCAUGAGUCAAGUGGCCCGCAUCAACACGCUGAAGAACGAGGCAGCCAAGACGACCUUUAUCGCCAGCAUGAGCCACGAGCUACGCAGCCCCUUGCAUGGGAUUCUCGGCGCCGCGGAAUUCUUUCGCGAUACGCAGCUCAGCUCCUACCAGUCUGGUCUCAUCGGCUCUAUCACCACCUGUGGCAAGACUCUGCUCGACACGCUGAACCAUGUGCUCGACUACAGCAAGAUCAACCGGCUGGGUCGCAUGCAGCUGAGGCGGAAUGCGAAGCAAAACAAGCUGCUCAAGUUGUCCACCGAUUCACUCGACAGCCUGAACAUAACGGCUGCCGUGGACCUCGCCGUCCUGGUGGAGGAGGUCGUAGACGCCACGUCGGCGGGUCACACGUUCAACAGGGCGCCGGACGCAGGACCCGUGCCGGGGCUCGUCGGCCACCAGAGUCAACUGAGGAACGGGGACGGUAGCCCAGGCACAGAAGCUGCGGGGAGUUCGGCGGUCGUGCUGCUGGAUAUUUGUCCCCGAACGUCGUGGAUGGUAAGGACGCAGCCGGGCGCCAUCCGCCGAAUCAUCAUGAACUUGUUUGGCAAUGCGCUCAAGUACACCACGCAAGGAUCGGUGCAUGUGUCGCUUCGAGGGAAGCAAAGUCCUGACGGGUCCAAGAUGGACGUCUUGCUGAAAGUAGUGGACACUGGUAAGGGCAUGUCCGACGAGUUUCAGCGAAACCGACUCUUCCUCCCGUUCAGCCAGGAGGAUUCGUUCCAACCGGGUACUGGACUAGGUCUGAGCAUUGUGAAGCAGAUUGUUGACUCGCUGGGCGGAACUCUCGAAGUACACUCUGAACAGCACAAGGGCACCGAGAUCAUCGUUCGUCUUCGUCUGUUGCCGGUGGCCGAAGAUCCCUCGGCUGCCAAGGACGAUGUCAUCCAGUCCGUUCUGGAACGCGUCCGUGGACGGCAACUGACCCUCCUGACCGGUCGACCCGACUCUCCACGGACGCAGCAGCAACUAGACCAAGCCGACCAAGUUCUUCUCAAGACCUGCGCCAGCUGGUUUGGCAUGAGGGUCGUGAAAGAUGGGGAGGCGGGUGCGUCAGAUGCCGACCUGUAUCUGUACUCGGAGCCGCCGUCAGUGGAACUGCUUGAGCAACGUUUGCAAAAGUCCGGGCUGGAGCCAAAGGCGGACAAGAAAGUGCCCUUUAUUCUCGUUUGUCAGAAUGCAAAAGAGGCUAUCCAGAUCUCACAAAACCAGACAAAGCUGCUGACGAGCUUGUCUGAGAUUGUGGAGGUGGUCCCACAACCUUGUGGUCCACGCAAGUUGGCUAAAGUCUUUGCCCAAUGUCUCCUGAUGGCAGAUGCCAAGUCAAGUGUGGACAACGAUCGAGAAAAGGAUGUCCACCCACAGCCUGUGAUCGAGCAACCGCCUCCCGAGACGCCCAAAGACGAUGCAUCCGUUCCCGAAGCACAGCCUGCUCUAGCCGUCGACAAAUCAGGCCCGCAAGCAGAUCAGCCUCAACCAUCAGGAGUUUUUGGCCUGGCAUCACCUCCUCCCUUGAACCCAGGAACACCAGCACUUGGCGAGGGAACAGUAUCCUCGUACCCGAUCCCCAAGACCAAUGAACCCGGACCGGCCGACAAAGCACCGCCACGCCAUGUCCUCAUUGUCGACGACAACAAGAUCAACCUCCAGCUGCUAGUCAUGUUUAUGAAAAAGUGCGGCUUCUCCUACGCCGAGGCCGAGAACGGGCAGGAAGCCCUCGACAGGUUCACCGAGGCGUGCAUCCCCGCGUCGGAGACGACGGGACACGGCCGGCGACGGUUCGACUUUGUCCUCAUGGACAUUAGCAUGCCCGUCAUGGACGGUUUGGAGGCGACCAAGCGGAUACGCGAGUUUGAGCGCGACAACAGUCUGCCGCAGACCAACAUCAUCGCGCUGACCGGUCUAGCGAGCGCAGAUGCCCAGCGCGAUGCCGAAUCCGCCGGCGUCGACGUCUUCAUGCCGAAGCCUGUCAAUCAACGCGCAUCCUAUGUUGAGAUGCUUUUUUUGCUGGCCUUCAAAUACUGGCGCUACGCAGCCAUCGUCAUCGGCCUCGGAGACGGUGGUCCGGUCCUUGCGAUGAUGAAAUCCCAGACAUGUUCUACAACCAAUGCCGCCCUGGCAGCUCGGGAGGCAUGCUUCUUCUGGCUCCUCUGGGCCAGAGCCUUUGCGCAAGGCCGGCAUGCAGGGGAUUCUGCUGCACCUUGCAGCCGUCCCUUGAUUCAUAACGCAUCGGGAAGCCGGCUCUUCUACUCCAACGACUUCCUGUCAGUGCGAGAAACGGCUGACUGCUGCCGCAUGCGCCUGGUACACGUUACCGCUCCGCACGACCUGGUCUCCCUGGACUGGCCGCUCGUGUACACUCUCUCAGACCGUCCUGCUCAGCGACACGAUGGUGAUGGGGCUUCGAAGCAUACUUGCAAGCCUCCGGAGAAUGUUGCAAUCAGCGCGCCCAAGAGGAACACCUUCCAGACCCUCAUGAAGCAGGAUUAUGCCGAUGUUACCGCGUACCUCCACGAGCAGAAAGAGCUCAACCUCACUGCAAUAACCACAAUAUGGCUGGCCAUGAGCAGAUGGGACAAUGUCAUCGUGACCACGGACGUAUUGCAGCCCAACAAGACGGAUGCACCGGCCUACCUCGACCAAGAAGGAUCUCUCCCUCCUAGAUUCGCCCAAGCAACACUGCAGUUCCAUUCACAGGAGCAGCCAUACCUUCGGGAGUACAUGGUCGGACCCUUGCCUCUGAACAACUCUACCGCUCACUAUGAAGAGCUCAACUACAUGUUUAUAUCCGGUCGAGGUCUGAAAAACGUGUACAAUGCUGAUAGGGAAGCGAUUGCUUCAUUCAACCUCAAAACCGCUACGGGAGCAGACGAUGACAAUCUACUGUUCGCCGGCAGCGACCCCCUCAUCCACGUUGGCGACAGGAUCUACCAAUGGAACGAAUUCUACCCUGCACACUCUGGCGAGUUCUUCUCGGAGACCGUGUUGCCCACGAGCCUGCAGUUCAAGGUGGAUCUCACCGGUCGUGAUGCCUCAAAAGUGCCAGACGGGCCUCGCUUUGGCGUCGAUGUGGAGGAGAGCUAUGUUGAGUGGAUGGAUUGCACCUUCUACAUCUCCAAACACAAUGAUGUUGGCAUGCAGUUCGACUGUCCCUUCAAGCUGGACCUGGACAUUGAGGGGCGGAACAACAGCCUACUGAAGUCUGAAUUCGUCCCAAAGGCCCAAGUCUACGCCUGGUCCGAGGGGCGUGGCAUCAACACCAUGCAGGUGGAGCACACGUACAUUACAAACGAAGACGACGCCAAGAUCACCUGGUCCAAGAACGGAGCUGUCAUGCAUGCCGUCGUCAACAAGAAUGCGCUCAACAACGGCAGCACUGCUUACUUGACCGUGCAGUCAUCCUCCGCUCUGGGAAACUCCAUCGACUGGGCCACCCACAGCCUUCACGACCCGCACAACCCAGCCGUCGACUUUGACGAGUUCUUCAACGGAGAAAGUCUCGAACAGGAGGACAUUGUACUAUACUUCAACCUAGGCACGUACCAUCUCCCCAACACGGUGGACCUGCCAAACACAGUCACCACUACGGCCAUGUCGUCCAUCGCCAUUGUGCCGCACCAUUUACGGCGUCGGCUAUCGUUCGACGAGACGUCCACCGUCACAAAGAACCUCUUUGGCAACCAGCAGGCAAUGUGCAUGCAUGACGUGAAGAGUGCUGCGCCUGGUCUGGACACGGUUGUGGGACAGUUGCAGAUUCCCAAGUUCCCAUGA